AUGAACUUCCUCCGACGCCGUCUCUCCGACAGCAGCUUCAUGUCCAACCUGCCCAACGGCUACAUGUCAGACCUCCAGAGGUCGGACCCACCUGCUCCGCCACCCCCACCGCCACCUCCCCUUCCCAGCAAGGUGCCCCCAGGCGUGGCGCCGGCCCCUGCCCUGUCCCCGACCAAAGCUCCAGCCCCGUCCCAGGCUCCCGCCAGCUCCCCCGCCGCUCAGGAGCGGCGUGCGAGCCAGACGCCUCAGCAGCCUCAACAGGCCCAGUCCUCCUCCUCCUCCUCUGGUGGUUCCUCUGGCUUCUUCAGCUCCUUCAGCUCCAUCAGCUCCAUCACCAAUGUGGUCAAACAGACAGCCGCGACAGCCGCCGGGUUUGUGGAGCAGUCGGCUCCCUCUCCCUCGCUCUCCAAGAAGUUCAAGAUCCUGUUGGUCAUCGAUGAGCCCCAGCACGAAUGGGCCAAAGUGUUUCGGGGAAAGAAGGUCCUUGGAGACUAUGACAUCAAAGUGGAGCAGGCUGAGUUCUCAGAGGUCAACCUCAUCUCACAUUCAAAUGGAACUUGUAACGUGGACAUGCAGGUCAUCAGGAGCGGGACCAAAGUGGUCAGGUCUUUCAGGCCUGACUUCGUCUUGGUUCGCCAGCACGCCUUCAGCAUGGCCCAGAACGAGGAUUUUAGGAACUUGAUCAUCGGUCUGCAGUAUGCGGGCGUCCCCUCAGUCAACUCUCUGGACUCCAUCUACAACCUCUGCGACAAACCUUGGGCUUUUUCCCAGCUGAUCAGUAAUCAGAAGAGGCUAGGUUCAGAUAAGAUCCCUCUCAUUGAUCAGACGUUCUACCCAAACUACAGAGACAUGAUUACAACUCCAAGUUUCCCAGUGGUGGUGAAGAUCGGACACGCCCACUCUGGAAUGGGAAAGGUCAAAGUGGACAAUGUGAGUGACUUCCAGGACAUUGCAAGUGUGGUGGCCAUCACUCAGACCUACUGCACCACAGAGCCAUUUAUAGACGCCAAGUACGACAUCAGGGUCCAGAAAAUUGGAGCUGACUACAAAGCAUACAUGCGAACAUCCAUCUCUGGUAAUUGGAAGAGCAACACCGGAUCAGCCAUGUUGGAACAAGUAGCCAUGACUGACAAGUAUAAACUGUGGGUUGAUACCUGCUCAGAAAUCUUCGGAGGGCUGGAUAUCUGUGCUGUCAAAGCCAUCUGUGGCAAGGAUGGUAAUGACUACAUUACUGAGGUUGUGGGUUCAUCUAUGCAGCUGAUUGGUGAUCACCAGGCAGAGGACCGCCAGCUCAUCGCGGAGGUGGUGCUGUCUAAGAUGAGCCAAGCUCUGGCUACCAGGUCAUCUAGUGCUUCCCGCUCACCUGCUCGCUCCCCUCAGGGCCAGAAGCCAACGACCGUGCAGCCCCAACAGGGUGCUGCCCUUAAGGAAGGAAUGUCAGAUCCAAACAGGACCUCCGGCCAGCGCCCUCAACCUCAAGGUUCAGCAGCAGCUCCAGGUUCUCCUCCAACCAAAGCAGCAGCUCCAGCUCCAGCUCCAGCUCCAGCCUCGGCUCCAGUCCCAAUUCCUCCCUCAGCCUCAGCUCCUACCACAGAGCAGCCCAAGCCCCAGCCUCAGGGCUCUCCAACCCCGGCUCCUGGCAAACCAAGAGAGCUGCCCCCCAAACCUGCACCACCUGCAAAGCCCAUCCCUCCAAUGCGCAGGAAUUCAAAGCCGCAGCUGCAGCCAAAGCCACAGACCCCUCCUCCUCUCAAAGCUUCACCUAAACCCCAGCCCGAGGCCCCUGCCCCAGCACCCACUCAGGCCUCAGAUACUGCCUCGGCCCCAGCACAGGUUCAGUCCCCAGCCAAAGCCAGCCAGUCCCCGACUAAUGUCCAGUCUCCAGCCAAGGCUCAGCCCCAGGCCAAGCCGGCCUCUCCUUCCCAAAACCCUGAGCCUGAACCAGCUGAAGCUGCCGCUGAUGCUGAGGCCUCCGAGGAAGAACAGCCAGGAUCCCAGCAAAAGGCCCAUCCUCUGCUGAAUAAGUCCCAGUCCCUGACCAAUGCCUUCAGCGCCUUCAGCGACUCCUCUUUCUUCCGCGGGGUCUCAAGCACCGGAGGAGACGGCCAGGACGAGGCAAAGGCAGAGACCAUUCGCAACCUCCGAAAGUCCUUCGCCAGCCUUUUCUCUGACUAG
Molecule: messenger RNA, 2175 nt
Organism: Anoplopoma fimbria (sablefish)
Lineage: Eukaryota; Metazoa; Chordata; Actinopteri; Perciformes; Anoplopomatidae
Gene: syn2b
Product: synapsin IIb
Biological process (GO): neurotransmitter secretion
Cellular component (GO): synaptic vesicle; synaptic vesicle membrane
Molecular function (GO): ATP binding
Source: RefSeq, a predicted model, not a curated record